Triticum turgidum subsp. durum (durum wheat) is the source of this 1215-nucleotide messenger RNA. The record is from the annotation of a GenBank genome assembly. NCBI's taxonomy places the organism in Eukaryota, Viridiplantae, Streptophyta, Magnoliopsida, Poales, Poaceae.
AUGUCAGGGGAGCUGCCAUCAGCUCUGAGCAACUGCACAAAUCUCAUAACAGUUGACCUCAAGGCAAACCAAUUCAGCGGAGAACUUACCAAAGUCAACUUUGUAAGCCUGUCCAAGCUAAGAAAAUUAGAUCUUCUUUUCAACGACUUCACUGGCACAAUUCCGGAAAGCAUAUACUCCUGCAGCAAGCUGACUGCACUAAGGCUAUCUUACAAUCAUUUCCAUGGCCAAUUGUCAGAAAAGAUAGGCAAUCUGAAGUCUCUCUGCUUUCUAUCACUUGUUAACCUAUCCCUUACAAAUAUCACGAGAACACUUCAGAUCCUUGAGAGUUCCAGGAGCCUCACCACCCUUUUUAUUGGGUUCAACUUCCUGCAUGAGACCAUGCCAGAGGAUGACAGCAUUGAUGGUUUUGAGAAUCUUCAAGUUCUUUCUAUGAGUUAUUGUUCAAUGUCUGGGACAAUACCUGAUUGGUUAUCAAAGCUCACAAAUUUGGGGAUGUUAUUUUUGCAAGGCAAUCAACUAACUGGACCAAUACCUGACUGGAUUAGCACCCUAAACUUUCUCUUCCAUCUAGACAUAUCAAACAACAGUUUUACAGGGGAAAUUUCAACUGCCUUAGCGGAGAUGCCAAUGCUAAAAUCAUAUAAGAUUGCAGCAAAGGCCAUCUUUGAGCUGCCUGUUUAUGCUUUCAGUCCAUUUAUCCAAUACCUCCAACCCGGUGCUUGUCCGGAAGUGCUUAAUCUAGCCAUCAAUAAAUUGACUGGUGUGAUCCCAGGGGAGAUCGGUCAACUAAGAGCACUCUUUUCACUUAAUUUGAGCUCCAACAAAUUAUCAGGAGAGAUCCCAGAACCAAUCUGCACCCUCACGAAUCUGCAGAUGCUCGACUUGUCCAGCAAUCAUCUUACUGGUACAAUUCCGGCCGCACUAAACAAUCUGCACUUUCUUUCCAAAUUCAACAUUUCUAAUAAUGACCUCGAAGGCCCUAUUCCAACUGCGGGCCAGCUUAGCACGUUUCCAGAUUCUAGCUUUGAUGGAAACCCAAAAUUGUGUGGUCCUAUGAUUGUAAACCAUUGUGAUUCAGCAGAAGCGGGUCCAGAGUCCAUCAACACCAGCAAAGAGAUUGGCAGUAAAGUCAUCUUUGCAAUCGCCUUUGGUGCUUUCUUUGCAGUAGGAGUCCUAUAUGAUCAGAUGAUCUUAGCCAGAUAUUUUGGCUAA